AUGGACAACGUCCAACGCUCGUGCCUUCAGCGGCUCGCUCGCAGCUCAAAAUCUUGCACCCGAGCACCAGCCCAAGCCAUGGCGCCACCACGGCCACGCGUGCAGUGGCCGGCUCCGACGUACAGACCACGUCCACCGCCACUAGCGCUCGUGUCCAAGGCAAGCUGCUGCUGUAGAGCUCCGACUCGCCCAACAGCCCGCUCAGGGAGUGAUGGCCGCGGCGUGAGAGGGGAGGCGGCGGCGCUGGACGCCGUCAUAUCGAGCGGGGAGACAGAGCUCGACGUGGAGCUGCUGUGGGACGAGGCCCUGGGCGCGCCCGGCGCAGUGCUGGUGACAAACAACUCCGACUUCCCCGUGUACCUGCAGCUGCUGAGCCUGAGCUCGCCGGCCGUCCACUUCGUCUGCAACGGGUGGGUCUAUCCCGUCGGGAAGCACCCAUACCGCCUCUUCUUCACCAACGACGCGUACGUGAAGGAGAAGACGCCGCCGGCGCUGCUCAAGGACAGGGAAGACGAGCUCCGCCUGCUCCGGGGCGAGGGCGCGCCGGCCGGCAAGCCGCUGCAGAAAUGGGACCGCGUGUACGACUACGCGCUCUACAACGACCUGGGGAACCCCGACCUGCGCGAGGACCUGGCGCGCCCGGUGCUGGGAGGGUCCAAAGAGUACCCGUACCCUCGCCGGACCAGGACCAGCCGGCCUCCGAGCAAGGUAGAUCCCUCGAGCGAGACCAGGGCGUCACUGGAGGAAGGGAUCUACAUCCCGUGCGACGAGCGGACCGGCGGCGUGGCCGCGGCGCCCAACCUUCCCAAACUCGACGGCCACUUCGGGUCGUUGGCGGAUGUCCACGGCCUUUUCGACAGCAACGCCAAGCCCUUCCCGUUCCCCGUCCCCCAGGUCAUCUCAGCGAAUCGAACAGCUUGGCGGACGGAUGAAGAGUUCGCCAGGCAAACACUCGCUGGGGCAAACCCUCUGUCCAUCGAGCUCGUCACCGGUCUCCCACUCACGAGCAAGCUUGACCGGGCUGUGUAUGGUGACCAAGACAGCAAGAUAACCAAAGAGCACAUUGAGAAGAACUUGGGAAACAUGACUGUGGCGCAGGCUAUAGAAAAGGACAGGUUGUAUGUUGUGGAUCACCAUGAUUGGGUGAUGCCGUACCUGAAGCGCAUCAACGAGCUGCCAGGUGACGAGGAGAAGGGCGAGAUCUCCCAGAGGAAGUCGUACGCCACGAGGACGCUCUUCUUCUUGCAAGACGACUCCACACUCAAGCCGCUGGCGAUCGAGCUUAGCUCGCCGCACCCCAAGGAUGAGCGCCUCGGCGGCACCAGCACGGUGUACACUCCGCCCGACGAACUCAAAGCCGGCGAUGCCGCCUCCGACACCUUCACGGCAUGGGACCUCGCCAAGGCCCAUGCCGCAUCCAACGACGCAUGCAAGAACAACUAUGUCCUCCACUGGCUGAGGACGCACGCGACGAUGGAGCCGGUGGUGCUGGCGGCGAACCGGCAGAUGAGCGUGCUGCACCCAAUCCACAAGCUCCUCAAGCCGCACUUCCGCAAUACCUUGGACACAAAUUCCACGGCGCGACACAUUGUCAUCGGCUCCGGCGACGAGCGACAGGGCGGUGCCUUUUACCGCAACAUGCACGAGGUCAACUUCUUCACCGGCAAGUACGGCAUGGAGAUGUCUUCCAAGGCAUACGCUUCAUAUAACUUCACCGAGCUCGCUUUCCCCAACGAACUCAUCAAGCGAGGCGUGGCGAGAGGCGAUCCGAAGAAGGCUGAGGAGCUGGAGCUGCUGAUAAAGGACUACCCGUACGCGGUGGACGGGCUGGAGAUCUGGACCGCCAUCAAGGAAUGGGUCACGGACUACUGCGCGAUAUACUACGCCGACGGCGACGGCGCCGUCGCGGGCGACAGCGAGCUGCAGGCGUGGUGGAGCGAGGUGCGAAACGUGGGCCACGGCGACCUGCGCGACGCGCCGUGGUGGCCGGCGAUGGACUCCGUCGACGACCUCGUGGAGACCUGCUCCACCAUCAUCUGGCUCGGAUCGGCUUACCACUCGGCCGUCAGCUUCGGGCAGUACGCGUACAACGGCUUCGUCCCCAACCGCCCCACCAUCACCUCCGGAGAGAUGCCGGCCGACGCCAAAGCGGCGGUGACCGAGGCCGAGUUCCUCGGCAGCAUCACCCCAAAGACCGAGACGUUCGGCCUCAUGGCGCUCACCAUGAACCCGCCGGUGAAGCCCGGAGAGCCGCUCAUGGGGGAGCGGCCAGACACGGAGCAGUGGACGAGCGAGCAGCGGGCGGCCAAGGCGCUGCUCGAGUUCAACUCGAAGCUGGACGCGAUCGCGGAGGCCGUCAAGAAGAGGAACGCUGACGGCGCGCUGCGGAACCGGAACGGGCCCGUGGAGGUGCCCUACACGCUGCUCGCGCCGAGGGCCGACCCUACGGUACCCCACGUCGGCGGGAUUCCCAACAGCAUCGCCGUGUGA
This is a messenger RNA of Triticum turgidum subsp. durum (durum wheat), 2490 nucleotides long. The record is from the annotation of a GenBank genome assembly. Lineage: Eukaryota; Viridiplantae; Streptophyta; Magnoliopsida; Poales; Poaceae.